This is a messenger RNA of Pygocentrus nattereri (red-bellied piranha), 1836 nucleotides long. RefSeq names its product tripartite motif-containing protein 16-like. Gene Ontology annotation, molecular function: zinc ion binding; protein binding. Bases 50 to 1714 code for a protein of 554 amino acids. The transcript is spliced from 6 exons. The record is from RefSeq and is a predicted model, not a curated record. Lineage: Eukaryota; Metazoa; Chordata; Actinopteri; Characiformes; Serrasalmidae.
GUGAAGCUGAUCUCAGAGAGCUGCUCUCUCUCAGUCUGAGGGCAGGAAAAUGGCCAGUAUUUCAGUAGAUCAGGACCAGUUCAGCUGUCCAGUCUGUCUGGAUCUGCUGAAGGAUCCAGUGGCUAUUCCCUGUGGUCACAGUUACUGUAUGGUGUGUAUUAGUGGACACUGGGAUCAGGAGGAUCAGAGGGGGGUCUACAGCUGCCCCCAGUGCAGAGAGACUUUCACUCUGAAGCCUGUUCUACGCAGAAACAACAUGCUGGCUGAAGUGGUGGAGAAACUGAAGAAGACAGAACUCCGAGCUUCUCCUGCUCACUGGUACGCUGGACCUGGAGAUGUGGACUGUGAUUUCUGCACUGGGAGAAAACUCAAAGCCAUCAAGUCCUGUCUGACGUGUUUGGCCUCCUUUUGUGAAACUCAUCUCAAGCCUCACUACGAAGUUCCUUCCUGGGAAAACCACAAGCUGGUCAAAGCUUCCACGCGACUACGAGAGAAGAUCUGCUCUCAGCACGACAAACUGAUCGAGAUCUACUGUCGUACUGACCAAACAUGCAUCUGUUACUUGUGCAUGUUGGAUCAACACAAAGGCCACGAUUCAGUCUCAGCUGUAGCAGAAAGAACCGAGAAACAGAGUCAGUUAAAGGAGAUGCAGAGUGAAUCCCAGCAGAGAAUCCAGGAGAAAGAGAAGAAGCUGCAGGAGCUGAAACAGGCUGUGAACACUAUUAAGAGCUCUGCACAGACAGCAGUGGAGGACAGUGAGAGGAUCUUCACUGAGCUGAUCUGCUCCAUUGAGAAAAAGCGCUCUGAGGUAACAGAGCUGAUCAGAGCUCAGGAGAAGACUGAACUGAGUGGAGCUGAAGAGCUCAUUGAACAGCUGGAGCAGGAGAUCGCUGAUCUAAAGACGAGAGACACUGAGCUGGAGCAGCUUUCACACACAGAGGAUCACAUCCAUUUCCUCCAGAGUCUCCAGUCUCUUUGUGUCUCUUCUGGAUCUGAAGACUCACCCAACAUCACUAUCAGUCAACAUCCCUCAUUUGAUAAAGUGAGCAAAUCUCUGUGUGACCUGAAGAAGCAACUGGAGGAAUUCUGUGAAGAGACGUUCAACAGAAUCUCUCCACAUGCUGCAGCAGUUCAGAUCUUACUCUCAGAACCACAAACUAGAGAAGACUUUCUACAGUAUUACUGUCCACUGACCUUGGAUCUCAACACAGCACAUCAUCACCUCAUUCUGUCUGAGGAGAACAGAGUGGUGAGAUACAGUAAGCAUGUCCAGCCGUACUCCAACCAUCCAGAGAGAUUUAACCACUGGUGGCAGGUUCUGAGUAAGGAGAGCGUGAGCGGACGCUGUUACUGGGAGGUUGAGUGGAGCAGUGAAGUUUCGGGAUGUGUGUACUUAUCUGUGUCAUAUAAAGGGAUCAGCAGGAAAGGACGAGGUAAUGACAGUAAGUUUGGACGCAACAGUCAGUCCUGGAGUCUUCGCUGUGGUUCUACUCUCUCUUUCUGGCACAACAGCACUGAGACUAAGAUCUCAGCCCCAUCCUCCUCCAGAAUAGGAGUGUAUGUGGAUCACAGUGCAGGAACUCUGUCCUUCUACAGCGUCUCUGACACCAUGACCCUCCUACACACAGUCCACACCACCUUCACUCAGCCUCUCUAUGCUGGAUUCUGGCUUGCUUCUUUUGUAUGCAGCGUGACUUUAUGCCAUUCAGAGUGACUUUUAAACUUUAAAUCCAUACCACUUUUUCUGUCCAUCAGAGGACAAUGUCAAGAUGGAUUUUGAUGAAAUGUUGUUGUACAUUCUCUCCACAAAAUAAAAAAUAAAAGAUUCAUCCUGUG